This is a messenger RNA of Ectocarpus sp. CCAP 1310/34, 2490 nucleotides long. The record is from the annotation of a GenBank genome assembly. NCBI's taxonomy places the organism in Eukaryota, Phaeophyceae, Ectocarpales, Ectocarpaceae.
AUGUCGUCUCGGAGGAAAUUCCGCAGAUCGAGCUCGCUCUCCUCCUCUGCUGCGUUGUCCUCGUUGUUAACGUGAUUCCCGAGUUCUUUUUCGUCCGCCCGCACAUUAUCCGGAUGUCCUUCAUCGAAUGCGCAACGCUCCUGCUUCCCAACGCGCCCUUCCUCCUCAUCACCCUCGUCGCUCUUCUCCUUCAUGGUUCAAAUCGGGGCCGUGGAGUGUCGGUUGUGGAGAAACGAUUGCAGGAUAUUCGUCGACCGGGAUCUACGAAAUCUACGCCUCGAUCCCACCCAUUUUUGUAGAUCGCUUGCUCUGUCUCCCAACCUCCGUCUCGUCGAACUCUGGAAUCGCUCUCGCAGGGUGUUUUAUCUCAUCCGCUACCACCGCUGCUGCAUGCAAACGCUGCCCUGCAGGAGUCGCACAUCACGAUAACAAGAUCGCUUCGUCACAACCGCAGCUGCGCGAGUUGCUCCUCCCCGUCACGCUCAAGCAAAGGCUGCCCGUUGGUGCUCGCGGGAACCGAGAGGGGCUGGCAGAGCUAGUCGUAGCAGCGGCGGAGACAGCCGCCAUGAGCAACAACGAUGUGCUGUCGUGGAAGCGGGGCUGGAUACCCAGCGCCAUCGCGGUGUCCCUGCUGUUCCUGCCGCUUGAAUCCGUCGGUCUUGAGGUUUUCGAGCCGGGGUGGGAGCGGGGAAUAGCGGCAUUCGUGGCCCUGGAGGUCGUGCGGGUGGGAGCGGUAGCGUUACUGCCGUAUUGGUGGAGAGACGUCGCUAGGAGGACGGGUCCGUUGACGGACAGAAGCCGGGAGCAGUUCGGGGGGCAACUUACCUCCCUCCUGGUGUCCAGCUACCUCACCUGGAGCAUUAUUAGAUGGGACUGGCAGCUGACGAACAAGCUGCCUUUUAUUCAGACGGUGGGGGAGGACCACACGGGCGUGGUGUUCAGCCUGAUGGCGAUCAUGCUGUCGUACAUCGUGCACGACACUUGGCAUCUGGUGCGGUCGUGGCGGGUGAACCGCAACCGCGUGAUGCUUAUCCACCACUUCGUCUUCGCCGUCAUCAGCAUCAUGGGGAUGAGGUUCCGGCAGCUGCCGAUACACAUGCGAAUUCACUUCAUCAUGUUCUCGGCCGAGAUGUCAACCCCGCUCCUCAACGGGCGUUGGCUGAUGCGCCACAUCGGGCUCGUCCACAAGUCCCACGUCAUCAUGAUUGCGACUUCCUUCUCCUUCCUCGCGCUGUUCCUGGUAACAAGGAUACUGAUGUACCUCUUCAUGAUCCUCGACAUCAUCCAGCUCUACGCGGAGCUGAUAAUGCCGAUGCCCUUGCGCUCUGUCUUUCUGGGCGCGGUUGUCGUGUCGUACGUGGUCAACCUGUACUGGGCCUGGCUCAUCAUUGGCGCGCUGUUCGGGAACGAGGGCAAGCGGAGGGGGGGUCCAACGCUGACAGUGAACCACCCAGACACGCAGAAGAAGUCCAAGGACACAUGACGUCACAUUCUCGGGCCAUGCCGCAACCUACGUAUUUUUAGAUUUCGAUCUUGGAAGAGAGAUGGUUUUGUACCAUGUCCGUGCCCCGUGCUUGUUGGUGAGAGGCUUGUGCGAUCGGAUCGUUGUGUGCUUCUUUCGUGCUCUCCGGAGGAGGUCUUUAGGGUGGGAGGUGGGGGGUUGUUGAUGGUUGUCCUACCCUUUUGUGUGUUGACCAAGAUAAAUUAAGCAAAGUUUGGUGUAACAUUGUAAGGAGGGCUUAUGAUGUGGAGGAACUCAAGUCGAGACCCCUUCGCCUGUACGUUACGUGGGCGACGAUGGUGGUGUGGUCGGGAUUUUUUUUUGUUCACAUUUUUUUUUUUGUCAAAUGGCAGGCGUGAGGCCCUUCGGACAACACGCUGUAGGCGGUGGCGCCGCUCAUGGGUUUGUAGCUCGUGGGUUCUACACGAAUGACACGCUGUUCGCUUCACGAGUGCGCUAUGCAACCACCGAUGUGGUGGGGCCGGAGUACUACUUGCACGUGCAGGCUUUUCUUGGCACGUUUGCCUAUUGCUCGGCGAUGUCACACCCCAUUGCGCGUGCUCAGAAAAAAUUUAUCGGAUGUUUUUUGUUUUUUCGGCUGUGUUGCCCCGAUCUCCCCCCGUUGUAGACGUCGCUUAGCGCUCCGGCCAAGGCGAACCGCACAUGACGCACAUUUGGUACACUUAGUUUGCUGGGGAUGUGAUGAGCCGCGAGAAAUUUUUGUGUAUGCAUACAACAGCCUGCGAUUGCAGCUGGUAAGGUAGCAGUCUAGACUACAAGUUGAACGACGAACAGUCGAGGGCGAACAAAUGUUAAUGUUCGCGUCGAUUUUUCUGCCGUGCAACAUCAAUGUAUUUAGAUGUGCUUCGUACACUGGUCUGCCACACAAAUUUCACAAGGCAAACAUGCUCCUGCAGGGCCCGGUCCUGCGUCGCCGGUGUACAGAUAGUGUAGUCGCAAAGUUUGCCAUUUCAAUGGCAGAACUGAUU